Messenger RNA from Branchiostoma belcheri (Belcher's lancelet), 488 nucleotides. RefSeq lists its product as uncharacterized. The transcript has 2 exons. Gene Ontology annotation, cellular component: mitochondrial inner membrane. Bases 84 to 488 code for a protein of 134 amino acids. Gene Ontology annotation, biological process: positive regulation of mitochondrial membrane potential. The record is from RefSeq and is a predicted model, not a curated record. Lineage: Eukaryota; Metazoa; Chordata; Leptocardii; Amphioxiformes; Branchiostomatidae.
UUUCUCAAUUUAGUAAUCUAGCUUAUGUUUUAUUGUCUGAAUGACUCCUGUAUAACCACCUACUGUAACAGUGGUUUCUCCCGAUGACCUCUGUCCGCCCUCUGUCCGCCAUGCCGUCUGACCGUGCCUUGGCCGUGUGUGCCGGCGUCUCCUUCUGUCUCGGCUUCUUUCUCGGCUGGAAGUCCAACUCCUGGUACAGGAAGUACCUCAAGUGGAAACGGGACCGUUUGCACUCCAAACUUUUGAAAUGUCUGAGUUCCCGACAGAACAGGAUGCCCUGUAUGAUGAAGGCGUACACGACCAGCGACAUGAUGAGCACGGUGGCGAUCAUGGCUGAGGAGUACGUGUCCAUCCCCGCUCCGACACUGUCCGCCGCCGCCAUGCUGCCGUUCCCGGGGCCGGUCAGGUUGGUACCCGGGGGCCAGCUCCCGUUCACCGCAGUCUCGGUAACGUUCAGAAAACUGUCCAUGAUGGCUUUAGGGUCCUAG